This is a messenger RNA of Saccostrea echinata, 3583 nucleotides long. Its product is annotated as 3-phosphoinositide-dependent protein kinase 1-like. The transcript is spliced from 14 exons. The record is from RefSeq and is a predicted model, not a curated record. Gene Ontology annotation, molecular function: ATP binding; protein serine/threonine kinase activity. NCBI's taxonomy places the organism in Eukaryota, Metazoa, Mollusca, Bivalvia, Ostreida, Ostreidae. Bases 108 to 1484 code for a protein of 458 amino acids. Gene Ontology annotation, biological process: intracellular signal transduction; peptidyl-serine phosphorylation.
GUGCUUGGAAAAUUCUACUUCCGGUUGGAGAGAUCGGCGAUUUUCCAAUUUUUUCAGAGAGCGAAAAGAGAUGAUAACGUAACAUCAAAAGAAGUAAAACACUGAGGAUGUCGGUUGACAGUGGAGAAAGCAAGAAGAAUGUUAAGAAAACCCCUAAUGACUUUAUAUUUGGGAAGGUCAUUGGAGAGGGGUCCUACUCAACCGUGUAUUUGGCAAAAGAAGUUGACAAUAAUACAGAGUAUGCCAUUAAGGUGCUGGAGAAGAGACACAUUAUGCGGGAGAGGAAGACGCAGUAUGUAAUGAGGGAGAAGGAAGUCCUGAUGAAGCUGAAUCACCCGUUCUUUAUCCGACUCUUCUACACCUUCCAGGACUCCGACAGGCUCUAUUUUGUAUUGAGCUAUGCCAGGAGGGGAGAAUUGUUGGAUUAUAUACACAAAUUAUCUUCCUUUGAUGAACCAUGCACCAAGUGGUAUACAGCUGAGAUUGUCACAGCAUUGGAAUAUCUUCACAGCAAGGGAAUCAUACACAGAGACUUAAAACCAGAAAACAUCCUCCUAAAUGAUGAAAUGCACAUACAGAUAACGGAUUUUGGCAGCGCUAAAAUACUGAAAGACGCUAAAGUGGAAGAAGCUUCAGCCAGUGGUAGAACCAAUUCUUUUGUUGGUACAGCUCAGUAUGUGUCUCCUGAGGUCCUUACCAGCAAAAAGGCAUACUACAGUUCUGACCUAUGGGCAUUAGGUUGUAUUGUGUAUCAGCUAAUGGCAGGACUGCCCCCAUUUAGAGGAGGACAUGAGUACCAGAUAUUCCAGAAAAUCACCAAACUUGAGUACGAGUUUCCAGAUGGCUUUAAUGUUGUAGCACAGGACUUGGUGGAGAAACUUUUAGUGCUAGAUCCUGAACAACGAUUAGGUUGUGAGGAAAUGGGUGGCUUUGAGAAGUUAAAAUCACAUCCAUUUUAUGAAGGCAUUGACUUUGAACACAUUCAUGAACGGAAGCCACCACCUUUAUUACCAUAUCUCCCCGCCACCUCCACAAAUUCCGAAAACCUCUGGAGUAGCUAUAGGGCUGGGUUUGAUGAUGCAAGAGUUGUAGAAAUAAUCACUCAGACAGUAAUUACUGAUGAUGAGAGGAAGAAAAGGCUUGAGGAGCAGAAACAGAAUAAAUAUCACAAGUUUGUGGAGGGCAACUUAAUCCUGAAGCAAGGACUGAUAGAUAAACGAAAGGGAUUAUUUGCCCGUAAGAGAAUGUUGCUGUUAACGGAGGGACCACACUUGUACUAUGUGGACACAGCCAAUAUGGUUCUUAAGGGACAAAUUCCAUGGUCAGCAGAAUUAAGGCCAGAGGCAAAGAAUUUUAAAACUUUUUUUGUUCAUACGCCAAACCGUACAUACUACCUGGAGGACCGAGAGUCUCGAGCCCAGGACUGGGUUGCUAAAAUCAACGAGGUGUGGCAGCAGUAUUAUGGCAACAAGGUCAAAAAGUGACAGACAGUUAUAACAACCAGUCACUUACAAGGGGUGUGGCUUAUUAAGUCUGAUAUGUUGGAGCCACUGACAAAAGGUUGUGGCUUAUUUAGUCUGGUAUGUUGGAGCCACUUACAAGAGGGUGUUGCCUAUCUAGUCUGUUGUAUUAGGAUGUGCAUGUCCCAGUAAGUGACCAUCGCCAUCCUCUGUACAGCAACCUAACCAGCUGGAGCAAUUGGGAACAUCCCAACACAAAAUAGUACCUCUGUAUUGGUCCCCUGCAGACCCAGCCCUCCACAGAAAGGUCAAAUAUUCUAACUCAUUCCAUGUGUUUUGAAAGUUCUUUUUUGCUUCGUAUGAAUUUUAAUGGAAUCUUUGUAUUGGUUGGAUUGUGGAAUUGUGCAAGAGAUAUUUUUGGAUGCAUUAGUACUGUUAUUGGAAAUGAUUUGCAAAGAUUACUUCUGUAACUUUAAACUUGACUGAUUAUGAAAUAAUAUAUGGUGUAAUAGUGGAGUAAGAUGCAAAGAUGGGAGGCAGUUAGAAAGUACUUUUUGCCCAAAUGUUUUGGUACUUCAAUCUAUGAAAAGAAAUUAAUUGAUUGUCAGACAUGUUUGCUAAAAUGCUUGAUGUAUUUUAUUUACAAAAUGUAUAAUUUUUUUUUAAUUGGCAGAAUUGGUGCCCUUUUUAACUUUCACUUUUAUGCAAGAAAGAAAAUUACAUUAUAAGGAGAUUUCAGUGCACUUGAUUUGACAUUGCUAUAAAGAUUUUGGAUAUGUUAAAAUUAGGAAUAAUGGUUGGAUUAGUAGUAUCAUAGUUGUUCCUUAUAUUGAUGGUUAAUGUGCUUCAUUUGGAGUAGAGGAUAGGUGUAGUCCUAAUGUGUGAUUAAGAAGAAAUCAAGAGUUUUAUUAUUAGUCAUUGUUGCAGCAUUAACAUAUACUCUGAGAGCAUGUGUAAUGCAUUGAUACACCAGACUGUGGUAAAGUGGAGCUUAUAUUAUCUGCACUCAAUAUACAGUGGAUACAAACUAAUAACCAGUGGUAGUGGAGCAGCUCUUUUUCAAAGAGAUCACAGAUGUAUUGCUAAGUUUUGUGUUUCAUACAUGUGUUUAUCUGUGACGUGUUCUGCUGCACAUGUAUAUACAUUUAUUUUAUCAUUUUUGAGAAUUCAGACUGGAAGUAAUUUUAUUAAUAUGGCAAUGAAGAGUUUUAAGUGAUAUAGUCUAAAACUCGAUAUAUAACUCUGUAAAGUGUUUGGCAUACAUUGAAUUUUUUUCCCUGGCAUGAUAUGCCGAUUUCGGAAGAUGUAAAAUUUGAAACCAUAGAUAUCAUGGGAAAAGGAGUCGAUGAAAAUGCUGUUUGGUGUCUUGAACAUCUAAAUCAAAAUAAUGUUAGAGUUUGAGCAGCUGUACAGAAAUCGAAAUUGAUAUCAAUAGGAUCUAAAAAAGGUUUUAAUCAACACAACAGCAUGCUUGUUCAAGUUUCAGCUUGUUCAGUGCAUCUGUGUCACAUGGUCAAUCUGACAAGGUGUUUCAAUUAAAGAUAUUCUGCCUACAAAGAUAUUCGUGAAAUCUUUCUUUAUCAACAUGCACAUGAUUUGCAUACUAUCUUCUUUAUCAACAUGCACAUGAUUUGCAUACUAUCUUCUUUAUUAACAUGCACAUGAUUUGCAUGCUAUCUUAAUUAAGAAAUCAAAAAAGAGCUUAUGUGAUUCUUCAUGCUUGUCUACAAAUUAGAAUUAGUAGAGCAUUAGGAUUAUUACUUUGUUUGAAUACUUUUUAUGCGAGUUCAUUAAGGAAAGAAAAAAAGAAUAAUGGUAUUGUCAUAAAUUUUUUUGCUAUGGAUUAAAAACAGACGUAACUGUUUAUUAUGAACUGUACAUGUGUGCAUGAAUUGAUUAGUUCAGGUGUGGAAGGUUAUUUGUAGUGUUCAGUUUACAUGUAUGUCAUGAAAGAGCUUCCUUAACAUUGAUGAUAAGAGAUGCAUUGUGUUAGGUAUAUUUGCAUUAUUUAUUAAGUUUGUCCAAGACUUUGAAUUUUAUCUUCUUGUAAACUGUGAUAUAUCUCAACAUACAAAUAUACUGAUCUUACUCCCACUCACAAAUAAAUUUGUUAUCAAACGUUA